CGUAGAACUCGGAUACCUUCUACAGCACGCUCGGGAGCGAUGAUGUUGCUGUGAAGCACCGCAUGAAGCUCGACUACAAGCUCUUCAAGGGUACCUCGUUCCAAUUGAAGAAUGUUUCAGACGUGGACGCUGCCGCCGCGAAGAUCGCCAACAUGGAUAUGGUCAAACAAAUCUGGCCCGUCCGUGUCUUCCAUGUGCCCAAGGAUGAGGUUGUUUGGAAAGGCACCGACGGCCGCACCGAAUUCGUGCAAGCUGCCUUGAAGAAGCGACAGUCGAACGGGACUGACAGCGACACCUUCUCCACGCACGUUAUGACGCAAGUAGACCGUCUUCGUGAGAAGGGGAUCACAGGAAAGGGAACCAAGAUUGCAAUCAUCGACACUGGCAUAGAUUACCUUCACCCUGCUCUGGGUGGUGGUUUUGGCGCGGGCCACCUGGUGUCGUACGGCACUGAUCUUGUUGGCGACAACUACGAUGGUUUCAACACACCAGUGCCUGAUGACGAUCCGAUCGAUGAGUGCGAAGGCCAUGGAAGCCACGUCGCUGGUAUCAUCGCCGCACAGACGAACCCAUAUGGCUUCACAGGCGCUGCGCCUGAUGUCACACUUGGAGCCUACAGAGUAUUCGGAUGCGGUGGCUCCGCAGGAAAUGACGUCCUCAUUGCGGCAUACAACCAAGCCUUCGAGGAUGGAAGUGACAUCAUCACUGCAUCAAUCGGUGGAGCUUCUGGAUGGACAGAAGACCCCUGGGCGGUGGCAGUACAACGAAUUGUCGAGCAAGGAGUGCCCUGCACGGUAUCGGCCGGAAAUGAUGGCGACCAAGGUCUCUUCUACGCCAGCACGGCGGCAAACGGAAAAGGAGUAACCGCCAUCGCUUCUGUGGAUAACACGGUGGCACCUCAGGUCCUCACCAACGCAACUUACAGCACCAGUAACUCAUCGGCCGAAUCAUUCGGAUGGACUCCUGGUAGCCCUGCAAACUGGCCCAACAUCAGUCUUCCGCUGUGGAAUGUGAACAACGAUGCCACAGAUACCGCGAAUGGCUGUGAUGCAUACCCAGCCGACACUCCUGAUCUCUCCGAAUACAUUGUGUUGAUCCGCAGAGGAUCAUGCACAUUUGUUCAGAAGGCGACCAACGCGGCCGCUGCCGGUGCUAAAUACAUCCUUUUCUACAACAACGUUGCAGGACUCAUCUCCGUGUCUGCCGUCGUAGAUGGUAUUGAAGGAGCAGGCAUGGUGACGGCUGAGCAGGGUGGGGAGUGGAUCGCCGACUUGAAGAGUGGCGCAACCGUCACUGUCAACAUUGUCGACCCCAAGGUUGCCCCGAUCUACAUUGUUUCUUCGCCGAAUGUUGCCACUGGUGGAUUCCUCAGCACCUACACAUCCUGGGGUCCUACGUACGAAGUUGAUGUCAAGCCUCAGCUCGCAGCGCCAGGCGGUUUGAUUCUCUCGACGUACCCGCGCGCGCUUGGCGCCUACGCUGUUCUUUCCGGUACCUCGAUGGCGUGCCCUCUUGCGGCUGCCAUUACCGCAUUGGUUGCUGAGGUUCGUGGAACUUUCGAUCCGGUAGAACUUGAGAACGUCCUUUCGGCAACUUCCAACCCGAACCUCUUCAACGACGGAGCCUCAACCUACCCAUACCUUGCUCCUGUAGCCCAGCAAGGCAGCGGUCUGCUCCAAGCCUACGAUGCUGCAUACACCAAGACUAUCUUGAGCGUUUCGAGCAUUUCCUUCAACGACACGGCGAACCUCCUCCAGACCACAAACUUCACGAUCGAGAACACAGGCGACGAUGAGGUCACCUUUGAUCUCGCGAAUGUGGUCGCAGCUUCCGGAUACACUCUUGAGGCAGGCACUAUCUUCCCCAGCGUCUUCCCCAACGAGCUCACUGCCACCGGCGCUACUCUGAAGUUCAGCGAAGACAAGGUCACUGUCCCCGCUGGUGGCUCUGCUGUGGUCUCCGUCACUGUGACGCCCCCCACGCUCGACGCAUCACGCCUCCCCGUCUACAGCGGCUACAUCACGCUGAAUUCCACCAGCGACUCGCUGAGCCUCCCCUACCUCGGCGUGGUUGGCAGUAUGAAGAACGCCACCGUCCUCAGCGCAGACGAGACCCACCUCACGACCACUGCCGACCCCAACUCGGCACCCAUUCGCGGCAACACAACCUUCACCAUCCCCUCGAACAACGGCACCGCCCCCAACGGCACCGCCUACCCAGAGGUCUUCCUCGGCCUUGCGCUCGGCAGCCCCUACGUCAAGCUUGAGGUCAUCCCCCAGGGCGGCUAUGCCACCAACACAUCCUCGCUCGGCAACAUCUUCGGCUUUCCGCAGGUGUAUCUCCCACGUGGAGGAUCUCUGCCGGAGUUCAACGGUCAGCUCGAGGAUGGAUCGUUUGUCCCGGAGGGCACGUACAAGUUGAAGGUUAGCGCGCUGCAUAUUUUUGGCGAUGCGGCGAAGGAGAGCGAUUACGAUACCGUGGAGACUGUAAGCUUUGGUAUCAAGUACAUAUAGAGGAGGUGUAGAAGGGUACUGAGAUGCCCAUGACAUA
Paraphaeosphaeria sporulosa is the source of this 2550-nucleotide messenger RNA. RefSeq names its product subtilisin-like protein. Gene Ontology annotation, cellular component: cytosol; membrane; cell wall. The record is from RefSeq and is a predicted model, not a curated record. Gene Ontology annotation, biological process: proteolysis. Gene Ontology annotation, molecular function: serine-type endopeptidase activity; tripeptidyl-peptidase activity. NCBI's taxonomy places the organism in Eukaryota, Fungi, Ascomycota, Dothideomycetes, Pleosporales, Didymosphaeriaceae. The transcript has a single exon. The coding region runs from base 63 to 2513 and encodes 816 amino acids.